Notolabrus celidotus (New Zealand spotty) is the source of this 2355-nucleotide messenger RNA. Its product is annotated as poly(rC)-binding protein 3-like. NCBI's taxonomy places the organism in Eukaryota, Metazoa, Chordata, Actinopteri, Labriformes, Labridae. The coding region runs from base 1 to 1056 and encodes 351 amino acids. The transcript has 12 exons. Gene Ontology annotation, cellular component: nucleus; cytoplasm. The record is from RefSeq and is a predicted model, not a curated record. Gene Ontology annotation, molecular function: mRNA binding. Gene Ontology annotation, biological process: regulation of RNA metabolic process; regulation of gene expression.
AUGGAGCCCAUCAAGGUCCAAUCAGAAGGUGGACUGAAUGUGACCCUCACCAUCCGUCUGCUGAUGCACGGCAAGGAGGUUGGGAGCAUCAUAGGAAAGAAAGGAGAAACGGUGAAGAAAAUGCGUGAAGAUAGCGGUGCACGUAUCAACAUCUCAGAGGGGAACUGCCCUGAGAGAAUAGUCACCAUCACCGGGCCGACGGACGCUAUUUUCAAGGCCUUUGCCAUGAUCGCCUACAAGUUUGAAGAGGAUAUAAUCAACUCUAUGAGCAACAGUCCAGCCACCAGUAAACCCCCUGUAACCCUGAGGCUUGUCGUCCCGGCCAGCCAGUGCGGCUCGCUCAUCGGGAAAGGAGGCUCCAAAAUCAAAGAAAUGAGAGAGUCCACAGGAGCUCAGGUGCAGGUUGCAGGCGACAUGCUCCCCAACUCCACUGAGCGAGCGGUGACGAUUUCAGGGGCCCCAGAAGCCAUCAUCCAGUGUGUCAAACAGAUAUGUGUGGUGAUGCUGGAGUCCCCACCGAAAGGUGCCACCAUCCCCUACCGCCCCAAGCCUGCCUCCACCCCUGUCAUUUUUUCAGGUGGCCAGGUAAGAGCAGACCCACUGGGGGCGUCCACAGCCAACCUCAGCCUCUUACUGCAGCACCAGCCACUGCCUGCUUAUACCAUUCAAGGACAGUACGCCAUCCCUCAUCCAGAUUUGAGCAAGCUCCACCAGUUGGCUAUGCAGCAAACCCCCUUUACCCCCCUCGGACAGACCACCCCUGCCUUCCCCGCAGCAGGUCUGGAUGCCAGUAACCAGGCCAGUACUCAUGAACUCACCAUUCCCAAUGAUCUAAUAGGCUGCAUAAUCGGACGCCAGGGAACCAAAAUCAACGAGAUCCGUCAGAUGUCUGGGGCGCAGAUCAAAAUUGCUAACGCCAUGGAAGGGUCAUCGGAGCGCCAGAUCACCAUCACAGGGACCCCCGCCAACAUCAGCCUGGCCCAAUACCUCAUCAAUGCAAGGUUCAGAGACGUGGCGGCUAUGUGGAACGACCCAUCUUCCAUGACCACAUCCUGAGAUCCCUGACUGGCUCCUCCGUUUGGCCCUUUCCAAUGACUGACUACCGCAGACAACCCUGAUGAAGCCCUUCGGACUCUGGCUCUGGCUCUCCGAAAAUGCUGACGGCCCUCCCGCCUUGACUCAAAGUUCUUCACGCGUCAGGGAGGGUUGGGCACUCAUUCUGAUUUCAGAGAGCCAAAUUGAUUAAUUUAAAAAAAAGAAAAAGAAACUUUCUCUGUUGAUUAGGUUUUUUAGAGAACUGUUGAAGCAUGUUGAAUGUUUAUUAGGAAAAACUUGUGUUAAUCUUUCUUCUUCUUUGCUCUCUAUCUAUUGCUUUCUCUCUCUCUCUCUGUCAGUGCUGCGUCAUAGAACAUCAUUUAAAGUAAACUAAAGUACUAGUUAAAGAUUGACAAUUUUGUAGAACGUAGUUAUUCGCAGAUUACAGCUGCUCAGUGAUGCUAUCGGCAGAGUGUGUGGUGGGAUGUAGCCAAAUUAUCAAAUUUUGAUAAUAUAUCUUAAAACGCUAAAAACAUUGGACUGUUCUACUUUUGUCCUAAUUUGCAUCUUUGUAUACUCUACAAAUCCAAUCUCUACCCAUGACUCUUUGCUGCAUCACAUGACCCUUUUAAGCCAAUGGUAUCACUCCUAGAGCCUCCCUUCUCAUGUUUAUUUCCUAUAUUUACAUUAUUGCUUAUAUUGCAUGUGUUCAGUGUUGUAUUGUUGUGUAUUUGAGUAUUCCUGUUCAGUGUACGUGUUCCUACAAAUGUUAUUAUUAUAUCUUUGAGCUCCUGUUCUUUUUCCACAAACUUUUCAGCAUUUUUGGCCAUUCACGUCUAGUCCUACUCCCUGCCCAGAUGAAAAACUUCCCGACAUAGCCUCCUUCUAUUAACACUGAUUAUUAGUAUAUAGAUGCAUGAAUGGGAAUUAGUGAAAAUCAGUCGCUACAACACUGAAACUGAAAAUUUAAAUGAUUGUUUACUAACUUAGUAUUAUACUGUAUUUGUUUUGUACAAUGACUAUUGUGACUUAGCAUAAUAGUCGACUACGCGGCGCUCAUGCAAUAGACUAUUCAACACUUUACUCUGGACUGCCUCUGAUAUGGGAGGAGUAAGUUGGACUUAAAAGCCAAGUGUUGCGUCCAAACCUUUUCGACUUCUUUCCCUUCUUUCAGGGCGUUUUUUGCUAGGCUGCUGGCAAACAUAUUUUCAAUUUUUUUAGGCUUUUUAAAAGAGUGAAGAAACAAGGGUAAGAAGCCGACUCCUUUACGUUUGGACAAAGCCAAAUGGUAUUUUUUGGGCCAAGGAAUGUUCAGGGGUU